Messenger RNA from Cucurbita pepo subsp. pepo (vegetable marrow), 1314 nucleotides. RefSeq lists its product as uncharacterized. The record is from RefSeq and is a predicted model, not a curated record. Lineage: Eukaryota; Viridiplantae; Streptophyta; Magnoliopsida; Cucurbitales; Cucurbitaceae. Gene Ontology annotation, biological process: shoot system development; root development.
GGGAAUUUGGAAUAAAGAAAGAGAGCCUAAGUUUGCUCCCAAUUAUGUGCGCAUAUAGAGACAGCACAGCUCGGCGUUGCCCUUGGUAGGUGUGCAACUCACCUUUACUUUAUUAGGAGAUUUGUCUGAAGGUUAGGUGUUGUGGGUUAUGUGGCGGCACCAGAAUCUCCACCCUCUCACCUUUCUCGUUCACAUUUUUAAAACAAAACACCUUCCCUCCACAAAUUCACACGACACCUCACUCCCUUUCACAUUAAACUAAUCCCCAAUCGCCAAAUCAUUUCGCCCAAAUUCGUGCUGCACAAACAUGUGACACCCGAAUCAUCAAUGGCUGCACACUGCCCCCACCAUUCCAUCUAUAUAUAUAUGUAUGUAUGCACUUGCAAAGCCUCAAAGGGAGUUUCAGCAGAGCUUUAGUUUUGUUGAGAGAGUUGGAGAAAAGGGUUGUCAAUUAUGGCUACCAAGUACCAUGCCAGGUCCAUUAGUCUGCCUUCUAAAUCACAUCCGAGUACUGUGAAGGUUGAGGAGGAGUUGAGGAAAAUGAAGACAUGGGAGUCUUGUUCUUUCUCUUCUUCUUCUGUUUGUGGUGCUCUUUUGGGAUUACAGGAUUUGUAUGACUCCAUUGAUGAGCUUCUCAAAAUGGGGUCGACCCACCAGAUUUUGUCUUGUCCCCAACUCAAACAGUUGGUGGACGAGUUGUUGGAGGGUUCUAUGAAGCUUUUGGAUGUUUGCAGCUUGGCGAAGGAUAUGGCUUUUCAAACCCAACAACAUGUUGGAGCUCUUUAUUCUGCCGUUCGUCGGAGGAAAGGAGAUUCCGCCAUUAAAACCACCAUUGCUGCUUACACUUGCUACAGAAAAAAGAUGAAGAAAGAAGCCAAAAAGUUAAUGAUAUCUAUGAAGAAGAUGAACGAAAAAUUCAACUCAACCCAAAUGACAAAUCUAGAUAAUCACCUCAGCUCUGUGAUUGGAGCUAUGAGACAAGCUUACUCAAUCAAUAGCUCCAUCUUGGAAUCCGUGUUGUUGUACUUGACGCCAUUGACGAAGCCAAAAGCCCCUGGUUGGUCUCUGGUUUCCAAGUGGGUGCACAAUGGAGCAAUUGCCUGCGAAUCAAAAAGUGGCUUGAAUGAAUUUGAGAGUGUGGAUUUGGCUUUGAGCUCUGCAGUAGAAGAAAAGGAAGUUGAGAAGUUGCACAUGGCUCAGAGAAGAUUGGAGAGUUUGGAAAUGGCAGCUCGAGAAAUUGAGAGUGGCUUGGACGGUGUGUUCAGGAGAUCGAUCAAAACAAGAGCCUCUCUGUUGAACAUACUCUCUCAAUAG